UCUUAACACCUUUUUGUUUUUACAUUAGUAAGGACUAGAAGGGAAAGGAAAUAAUAAAUGUCUAUCAUACCCUUGACUAGCAAAGGGCUCUGAGACUCCUUCAGGCUUGAUGCGAUCUCAUUGGAACACUGACUGCAGGAAAUAUGCAAUUCUGAGUUCCUUUUUUGCAAACUUUUACCCUGAAGCUGGACCAUUAUCUGAUGAAACUUCCCAUAAUUUUUUAUAUUCAAGUGGGGCUGUUGCUGUGGCCAUAUCAAGGUUUGCACCAAAACCAUGGAUGCAGCCUUCUGCUGUUGACCAGAAGAGCAGAGUCUAGGAAGAUCACCUAAAGGAGCUGGGAAUGCACUUUCCCAUCAAAAGUGGAGUAAGACCUGGCCUAGUGGUUUGGACCAUUCAUCUGGUUGCAAAGAGGAUGGUAGUGGAGAGGCUACUGCUGCCACAGAUAGACAGAAUUCUCCAGGAACCACCAGGACAGCUCUUGGAGCAGCCAGUUCUACACUCAAUCUAGAGAUUUUAGAAAGAAGCAGAGCUGAUGCCUGUGUGAAGGUGACACCAUCCUCAGUGCUGUGCUGGAAACAGCAUCCGGAGCCAUGUCCUGGUCCCAAAAGAGGCAGAGCCAAUACUCCAUCCCCACUAGGAACUUGCUCUCUGAGAACAUAAACAACAACUGCCACCGAACAAAAGGGGAGGCGGUGCAAAGCCCAACCAUGGCUGGAGAUUCUAGGAUCUUCAUGAACCAGGACAUGGAAAUUGGAGUCACAACUAUGGAUCCCAAGAAGAUUCCCAGACAGCCGCGGGACUAUGUCCCUAUCGCCACUGACCGAACCCGUCUCCUGGCAGCAGAAAUGAAGAAGCCGCGCCAGCGUUACAUGGAGAAGAGUGGCAAGUGCAAUGUGCACCAUGGAAAUGUCCAUGAAACCUACCGGUACCUUAGCGACCUCUUUACUACUCUGGUGGACCUCAAGUGGCGCUUUAACCUCCUUGUCUUUACCAUGGUUUAUACUGUCACAUGGUUGUUUUUUGGAUUCAUUUGGUGGCUUAUUGCCUACAUCCGUGGAGAUCUGGACCAUCUUGAAGAUGAGAACUGGAUCCCCUGUGUUGAAAAUCUCAGUGGAUUUGUCUCCGCGUUUCUGUUUUCCAUCGAGACCGAGACCACAAUUGGGUACGGCUACAGGGUUAUCACUGAAAAGUGCCCCGAGGGCAUCAUACUGCUCCUGGUUCAGGCUAUUCUAGGCUCCAUUGUCAAUGCGUUCAUGGUAGGGUGCAUGUUUGUCAAAAUCAGCCAACCAAAGAAGAGGGCCGAGACCCUCAUGUUUUCCAACAAUGCAGUGAUUUCUAUCAGGGAUGAGAAGCUCUGUCUAAUGUUCCGGGUCGGGGACCUCCGGAAUUCCCACAUUGUUGAGGCUUCCAUUAGAGCCAAGCUGAUCAAGUCCAAACAGACCAAAGAAGGGGAGUUUAUCCCCUUGAACCAAACGGACAUCAAUGUGGGCUUUGAUACGGGGGACGACAGGCUAUUCCUGGUGUCACCACUCAUCAUCUCACACGAAAUCAACGAGAAGAGCCCCUUCUGGGAGAUGUCCCGUGCCCAGCUGGAGAAGGAGGAAUUUGAAAUCGUGGUCAUCUUGGAAGGAAUGGUCGAAGCAACAGGGAUGACUUGCCAGGCCCGGAGCUCCUACAUGGACACUGAGGUGCUAUGGGGACACCGCUUCACGCCUGUCCUCACCCUCGAGAAAGACUUUUACGAAGUCGACUACAACAGCUUCCACAGCACCUACGAAACCAACACCCCCACGUGCUGUGCCAAGGAGCUGUCCGAAUCUUUUCAAGAGGGCCGGCUCCUCCGCCACCUCUCCAGCGCCACCCUCCUGAACAGUGGCAGGGAAGCAGAGACAGCAAAAGAGGAACAGGAAGUGGAAGAUGAAGGAAGGGAGGUGGCUGGGAUGAAUGGAGCCAAUGGAACAGCAGGAGAGGUGAAGGCAGAUAUGUCUGUAUAGCACGUGGAUCUGUACUGGACAAUAGACAAUACAUGUGCUCCUACUGGGGAAACAGUGGGAUCCAGUGGUUAGGGUACUAGCCUGGCAGUCAAGAGAUAUGGGUUCUAUUCCCAGCUCUGCUACCCACCUUUGGGUGACCUUGGACAAGUCACUCCAUAGCCCUGUGCCUCAGUUUCUCCCAUCUGUAAAACUAGGGUAAUGGUACUUUAUCCACAUUUUCAAAGCAUUUUGAGGACUAUGGACAAGACAUGCUAGAUAAGAGGUGUUAUUACUGUUGACGUUCCCCCACAGAUUGCUCUGGAAGAGACUCUUUGAUUGGUCAAAAUUAUUUCUCUUUCAGGGGAUAUUUAAAAAGAGAAAACAUAAAACAAGCUAACAAUCUCCCAUCUCAGUAAGAAGAAUGUAGUUUCGUACCUUCACUUAAUUUACAAGUCCAUGCACUGUAGACAUUAUUACUGCUAAAUUAAAAGAGAGGAAAGAAAAAUCCCCUCCUGUAUCCAGCUUCCUAGUGAUUGCACAUGGUGUUUUAGAGUUUUCCUCCUGAACUGUGUCCACCAUGAUUCAUUUCCGACAGGCUGAAACAUCUAACAGUGGGAUGACGGGUCUCUCUUCUGAGAUAAAUCAGGCAUUUCUCACCCUGGCUUUGUGUUGUGGCCUCUUUAUCAUGUGCAUCCUACUGGUCAGGCUUUCUUCCGAAACUGGUACAGUGCCAUCUCUGGUGUAAUUGUUUUGGACAGCCAUGCUGCUCAGUGCAUGGUUUGUCGUCAUGGGCUGUAUAAAUCUUGCCCAUGAUAAUGGUUUUUGGACCUGUGUGUCCCAGAUUCAAUCCCCACUUUUGAUCCAUGGCAAUGAGUUCCAGGUCCCUCUCUAAAGUCUGGUCCAUUUAGAGGAUAAAUGGUACUACUGCUACCGGUUAAGAUGUAUUCCGUUUGCUUAUCAAUUUGAGUGGAGAUAUUCCAGAUUUACACAACGGUAACAGAAUUUAAUUUGGCCACAUGUUGCUUCUGCGAGCAAUUGGGGUGGGGAGGAGGAGACUCGGGGCUAUCUACACAGCUCCACGGUUUAGAAAAAGGGGGUGUGAAUUGUAGCAUACGGUCUCAUGCUAUGCUGUAACUCCCCUGUAUGGAUGCUGUGGGCACAGACUAACAGGUACCUCAUUUCCGUUAACUUAGUCCUGUUUAAAGAUGGCGACAUUAAGGCAAACUAGGUACCUUUUAGUUCGCACCUGCAGUGUCCACACAGGGAAGUCACAACAUGCUAAUGCAUGCUGCAAUUCAUACCCCCGUGGUCCGAACUGCUGGGCCAUGUAGACAUAACCUUAAUCUGUAUUUCUGUGCCCACCUGGCAUUGAUUCUGGAUUUAUAUGUAAUCACUAGGUGAAAUUCAGCUCUUGCAGAAGCAGCUUCGAUAUAACUGAAAUCAUUGGGAUUGCAUCCACUUACAACAGAUCUGAAUUUGGUUCACGAGCAAUGUUCCCUGUAAUUUUUGACAGGCCGUGUGAGCAAAAAAUUUCUUCUGUGCAAAUUUUUAUGUGCGCGGUGUUUUGCUGUGCGCACGGGGUUUAGGAUCUGUGUUCAUGCACACAACUUAGAGGGAACAGUGUUCACGAGGCUUUAGAAAUUAAACACACACACAAAUCUGUUUUACAUAAUCUCUGGGGUGAUAACCAGAAAGCUAAAAGAAAAGGAGUACUUGUGGCACCUUAGAGACUAACAAAUUUAUUUGAGCAUAAGCUUUCGUGAGCUACAGCUCACUUCUGAACAUCGUGUUUCCAGUUAGGGGUGGAGAGGUGCCAAAGGUGACCUUGUUACUCUGCUUCACUGUAUGCAAAGUUCUCUGCUUUUCUUUAAAACAAAUGUUUCAAUGCUGUUUUUCCUUACGGUUUCUUUAGACAAUGGAAAUUUGCUUUCACAUAAGUACAGCAUGUAGUUAAGCUAGUGUAAACACAUGGGCCCUGAUUCUCAAAGGCUUACAAUGGAAAUUGGGAGCCUAAACACCUUUGAGGAUCUGGGUCAUGAGUUGAAAUCCUGGCUCCACCAAAGUCAAUGGCAAAACCCCUGUUGAUGUCAGGGGGGUCAGGAUGUCACCCUUAAUGUAGACACACUGCAUUGGUUCAGAAUGGGGCUCACAUGAGUGUGAUUUACCCCAGUAAGCUGCAUUGUUUAUCACAGGUUCAAUGUGUCCACAUUAGGUGGCUUCACUAGUUUAACUACAUCCAGGUAUUUCCACUGAUAUAAAGUGGUAUUUCCCUCAUAUAAAGAGCCCUAACUGGACUAUCAGUGCCAUUGUCCUGGCACUCUCAAGCCAUACCAUCCCAGGGUGUUCAUGAAGGACUCUUCAGUAACAUCUUGGUGGGCUCACCAUUGACCUACCAGUUACAUCUCCCAGUAUAUUGGGAAUGCUUUAUCUUGGAGAUCAGCUGUCCUCCAGCUAAAGGGCUCCUGAAGCCCCUGGGAGUUCUUGGACAUGACUACAAUGGGAGCAGGGUUGGGCUCUAGUUCCACAAAGCAGGACAGAAAAACGACUAAACCCAGGAGGGGACAGGGGAAAGCUGCCUACAUCUAAGAAAUAAUUAUCUGUGAAAAUUGUUUUCCAGGAGCCUUCAGUCCAUGGCUCAAGUGUGCUCCUGAUGUCAGGGAGAAUAAGUGGAAAGUGAAACCAGAGCUGAUCUUUGCAAGGCAGAGUGUGAUCUCUAUCAGCUUUGUCAUCUGGGCUGCCCAGGCAUGAUCAUCCACAGCAAGACUCAGACAGAACCAUUUGGGGAUGCUAUUGAGUCAUCUUUAAUCCCUUUCCUACAUACUUCCUUGGAGUCCUUCCAAGGGCUCGCUUGGGUUGCGCUGCAGUUUCCUCUUCGAGACAGAAGAGGAUUUUCCCAGGUUGAAGAAGGAGCGCCAACUGCCAACGGGGGAUUUCUUCAUCUUGUUGGGUGGUCUUUUUCUGGAGCAAGAAAGCAGAAGGGGAUCUGCAUUCAAGUCACAUUGCCAGUCACUACGUUUUACCAACCAGACCUGACUCCUUCUGCACUUGGCCUGCUGGCUUUGACAGAAAAAUAGACAUGUAUAUUUCAGCAGCAGAGCAUAUUUAUGCUCCUCUACCUGGAAAGGUCCAGUCCCAGAUCUUGUGGGGUCAGUUCCAUUCAACAAAGGACAUUCAUUUCCUUCUUGUAGCAGGCAGGUGCAAUUUUUAAGGCGCUAGGCCUGAACAGGAUUCAGAGUCUGAACCAAGAAUGCCUCUUAUUUUAUAGGCAAAUGUACCUGUUCCCUCAAUUUAUAACUAAACUAAACAUAUCAGGAAAGGGAUUUCAUUUGCAGUAUAAAAGCUACUUGACCCCAUGCUGCAUCUCCAUGCACAUGUACGUACACGAAUCUCUGGAGGGACAGAGGGAGUUGAAUGGCCAGCUCACUCAAGGCAUACAACAAACGUGCACAGACAUCUGAGGUGUAAAUUGAGCCAUGUGUGUCUUGCUGCACCCUCAUGGAUACAGAACAACCCCAUCCCCACUGGGGGUGGGAUGCUAGCUAUGAUCCUGCAUUGUAAUCAAUUCUUGCUGAGAUCAGAGCGCUGUCAUCAUUAAAAGCCUGUUGAAACACGCCUCUAGAGAUAGAAAAGUAAAAGCCUCUACCUUUCAGAUGGAAAGUCUAUGACAGUGUGGAAUUUCCCCUGUAAUGCAGCAGGGCCUUCUCCCACUUCAAUGUAUUUACUGUCUGCCACUAUAGGGGAGUUGAUCUGGGCUUGCGUCCUUGCUUGCGCCUCCUCCAGGGUGAGCAGCUUAGUUGAGGGAGAGGACACCAGCAGUGAUUUGGGGCGUGAUAAGGAAGUGUGACCUGCAAAUGAAAACCAGAGAGAAGCAGCAGGAAAAGUAAGGCCCAUGAAUAGAUUAUAGCAUUUCCUGAGCCCGUAGAAACCCAAGAAAAGGCCAGCAUACCUUCUAUUACACACAUCGUUAUGGCAGAGCUAACAGUGGAAUUAAUAAUUGGCAAAGUUUUACAGAAUCCUAAUGGUUUCCUCCCUCCCAGUUGCAUCCUAUGUCAAUUACUCUAGAAGCCUACAGGACUUGAUCUCCAUUCUGUAGUGGUUUGCUUGUAACCAUCUCUGAAUUCUAGGGCUAGAAUAUUUUCAGUUAUCCUACAGGAUGAUUCAAAACCCUGUACAGAAAGGUGAUCGUUUUCUUUCUAAUUGCUGGUUUUACUUGCACUCCCCAAUCUUGGUUCUAGCUCAGAGUAUGCGGAAGAAUGGCUACAUCUAAACAUUUUAAAUGGGAGCUAUUUAAAAUGUUACAAACAUGCUUGCAACUAGUAAGUAUGCUUUAAAUCACUCCUAACAAUCUUGGGGUAGAGCAUAAUAAAUUAAGAGCUGGACUGUUGUGUUUUUGCUACUUAAAUAAAGUUUUGGGUUUUGUUUC
This is a messenger RNA of Dermochelys coriacea (leatherback sea turtle), 6396 nucleotides long. RefSeq names its product potassium inwardly rectifying channel subfamily J member 5 (gene KCNJ5). The transcript has 8 exons. The record is from RefSeq and is a predicted model, not a curated record. NCBI's taxonomy places the organism in Eukaryota, Metazoa, Chordata, Testudines, Dermochelyidae. Gene Ontology annotation, cellular component: plasma membrane. Gene Ontology annotation, molecular function: G-protein activated inward rectifier potassium channel activity. Gene Ontology annotation, biological process: regulation of monoatomic ion transmembrane transport; potassium ion import across plasma membrane. The coding region runs from base 591 to 1994 and encodes 467 amino acids.